Stegostoma tigrinum is the source of this 1893-nucleotide messenger RNA. Its product is annotated as galactosylgalactosylxylosylprotein 3-beta-glucuronosyltransferase 1-like. Gene Ontology annotation, cellular component: Golgi membrane. The transcript is spliced from 9 exons. Gene Ontology annotation, molecular function: galactosylgalactosylxylosylprotein 3-beta-glucuronosyltransferase activity. The record is from RefSeq and is a predicted model, not a curated record. NCBI's taxonomy places the organism in Eukaryota, Metazoa, Chordata, Chondrichthyes, Orectolobiformes, Stegostomatidae. The coding region runs from base 587 to 1606 and encodes 339 amino acids. Gene Ontology annotation, biological process: chondroitin sulfate proteoglycan biosynthetic process; carbohydrate metabolic process.
CGUGACAGGCAUUUGCAGAGCUGACUUCUGCAGCCUGCAAGAUUUUGCUUGCUCAGUAUUUCAUUCAUAAGAAGACAAGACACACAUCGCACAUCUUGCAACUGAGCACAGCCUGAAGAAACUUCUUUCAAUUCGCUUUUAUCUUGCUGCUGGUUAUGUCCUUACUGAAUGGUAAUUGGAACUCAUAUAUUGUGAGUUGCUUGCCUGGCUUUAUUCUUCUGAAAAAGAGGGAACGCUGAUUUGAUGACAGAAAAGUGCAGCAGUCACACCGCAUCCUUCUUCAGCUGGGAAGUGCAGUAGAUGUUUCGGACCAUGGACAUCUCCAUUAGUUAAAGAAUGCUGGAGUCGACCUGUAUAGGCUGUAGUAAAGUGAAUAUCAAAAAGAUUACUACCUGAGACAUUGGCAUUUUGGCAUUGAGUGAAAGCCAUGUGUCAAAGAUUGAUGUGGGAAAAUAAUGAAUUAAAGGCACUCUAUCUGAAUGUGGACAGCACGCUCAACAUGUUAGAUGAAUUGACAGCCCAGACAUUAGUGAACAGGUACGGAUGAAGAAAUGAGGCACUUUUCCUACUGUAAGUUCACAACAAUAUGCUAAGACGAAGAAACCUUCUCACUGCAAUUCUGAUUGCUUUACCCUGGACCAUAUUGCUGACCAUCUGGCACCAGAACUCAGGGGUUUUCUACCUUGCCAUUCAGAAAAAGGAGCCUGAUAAUGGAACUAAAAGAAUACUCGCCAACAGCUCUCAAAGCAAAGAGGAACAAAGUGUCUGUGUGCACCAGGAAACAAAACUUACUCAGCAGGUCAUCAAACUGGAAUACAUAUAUAGCAGACCCCCACAGUGGUCCCAGUCCUUACCAACCAUCUACGUCAUAACACCAACCUAUACUAGACCGGUUCAGAAAGCAGAGCUGACCAGACUAGCUAACACUUUCCUCCAUGUGCAGAACUUACACUGGAUUGUUGUAGAGGACACCCCUUGGAGGACCAGUUUAGUAGCACUGCUGCUGGAAAAGAGUGGAUUGAACUUCACACACCUGAACAUACAAAGCCCAAAAAGUGUGAAGAUGGGCCUCAGUAAAUCAUCUCGCACUCCAAGGGGCACUUUGCAAAGAAAUUUGGGUCUGCACUGGUUGAGAGACAAAUUGAAUCCUAAUGAAUCAUCAGAGGGCGUGGUUUAUUUUGCUGAUGAUGACAACACUUACAGUUUGGAACUCUUUGAGGAGAUGCGAUUCACAAAAAAGGUUUCGGUGUGGCCUGUAGCUUUUGUUGGUGGACUGCUCUACGAGUCUCCCAAAGUGAACACCGCAGGAAAAGUCGUCGGUUGGAAAACUGUUUUUGAUCCAAAUAGACCAUUUGCUAUCGAUAUGGCAGGGUUUGCAAUCAACGUUAAGUUGAUACUCAAAAAACCUUCAGCCAAAUUUCAGCUCUACGGAGUAAAGGGAGGAUACCAGGAAUCCAGCUUGUUGCGGGAACUCGUAACUUUAAAAGAGCUGGAACCUAAAGCUUCAAAUUGCACUAAAAUCCUUGUGUGGCACACACGGACCGAAAAGCCAGUGCUAAUAAACGAAGGAAAAAACGGGUUCACUGAUCGAAGAGUGGAGGUGUGAACUGCGCUGAGAUGGGAGGCAUUUUCUGUAUCUUGUGAAGAUUCCCUUCCAAUUUUAUGAAACCGUCUUGAAGUCUCAAGCCAUGCUAAUAGUCUCUCGGAUUUUUUUAUGUUAACAUGACCUAUUAAGUGACUCUGCAUUUUGUUUUAAAUUAUUAGAUGCAGUGUGUAGAUAAUUAUGUUCAGCCUUCUCCGUGGUUCACAUUUUCCUCAAAAUUGAACAUAGGGCACCGGUUUAACAAGUUUUCCCAAGGAUUAAACACUGGUGAUACUCAGCGAGUGGGGACA